UCGCCCUCCAUCACCAGUCGAGCCCACUGACAGAAAACACCUAGAAACGAAGCAAGCCCUCACGAUUCACGGAAAUAUGUAGCUAGCUGGUGGUGUUGCGCAUUUUUCGACAACAAGGGGGUUCAGUUCAGCUGAGCAGUUACAUGGAAAUUUACCAUGGGAGGCCAUGAUGAUGAAGACAUGUCAUAUGUAGUGAAUAAACAAAAACAAGAUGAAGAGUUGAAGAACAAACUAAACGACAGCGGCCACUGGGGCGAUCAGGAGUCCACUGGCAACAAUGCCAAGUGGGUGAAAGAAGGCCAGAACCAGCUGCGGAAAGUAGCCGAGAACCAGCAGGACCAGGACCACAACUGCAAUAUCAGCCAGAAUGGGAACAAGGAAGACUUCCCUCACCAGACCACCACUCAGGAAGAACAACAGGGAAACGAGGAGCAGACCAAGUCCCCCAAAAUAACUCUGAGCCCUGGCCUCAAUCAGGAGGAAUCCAAGAACAUCCUUAAUGACCCGCUCCUCAUCGACACUCUGGAGUCCACAGAAGAGAAAGAUAAAGAGAGAGAAGAGGAUGACAAAGAGAAGAUAUCAGAUGAAGAUGAGGAUACGCCAGAUCAAACCAGGGGAGUCACCGAGGAGCAGGGUGAAGUGGAGCCUCAGAAGGAGGGCGGUGUUGCGGGGAGAAAUGCCUGCCUCCUGUUCUCCAACAUGAAUGGGUCCCCCAAUGAGGAAGAGACCAGCUGGCCUUCACCGUCCCAGGACAACACAGCUGACAGCUCUCCGAAUGGCAACAGAGAGUCCUUUUGGGAUUCCAGUGCUUUCGAGACCGACACAGACCUGCCGUCAGGAUGGAUGAGGGUGCGGGACACAUCUGGCACCUACUACUGGCACAUCCCUACAGGUACCACCCAGUGGGAGCCUCCGUCUCCUCUGGGGAAAGUGGGCGACUCCAUGAUGUCCUCCACGAUGUCCCUGGAGACGACACCCUGCGAGGAGCCUGAGGAAUCUUGGGCUCAGCUGUCCAGCACAGACGAAGGAGCCGGUGAAGGGGAGCUGUGGAAGGAGGAGGGAGAGGUGGCAUCUGAUCAAAGUCUGAAGGAGUUUGAAGGGGCAACUUUACGCUAUGCAUCCAUCAACCUGAAUUACAAUUGCUCCCAGUCAGAGGAAGAAGAAAAGCUAACUCCACUCAGCACAGAUAUAGAAACUAAGUGUUUCGCUGUGCGCUCGCUGGGCUGGGUGGAGAUGUCUGAGGAGGACAUGGCACCGGGCAAGAGCAGCGUGGCCGUCAACAACUGCAUCAGACAGCUCUCUUAUCACAAACACAACCUACACGACACCGCUGGGAUCUGGGGAGAGGGUAAAGACAUGCUGAUGGUCCUGGAGAAUGACACCAUGAACUUGAUCGACCCUCUGGGCCAGACUCUGCUUCAUGCUCAGCCAAUAGGCAGCAUCCGGGUCUGGGGUGUUGGCCGGGACAACGGCAGGUCAGUCUCCACACUACAAGACUAUGGACAAGAACGGGAUUUUGCUUAUGUGGCUCGAGACAACCUGACCCAGGUGCUGAAGUGUCAUGUAUUCCGCUGUGACUCACCUGCCAAGAACAUAGCCACCAGCUUACAUGAGAUGUGUUCAAAGAUAAUGAUGGAGAGAAAGGCGACCAAGCCGGGGGUGAGCAGGCUGAACUCUGACCCCAUGAACCCUGGGAUCCUCCCUAUCGAAGAGUUUCCUGCUCCAAAAAAUGAACUCUUCCAGCACUUCCAGGUUUAUUAUCUUGGUUGCGAGCCUGUAGUGAAGCCAGUGGGUAUGGAUAUAAUCAAUGACACGCUAGCGGCAGCAGUCAUUAGCAAAGAUAGGAGUGACUGGACUCCUGUCAAUGUGAACGUUGCACCCGCCACCCUCACAAUACUUUCAAAACAGAGUGAGGAGGUGCUGUCCGAGUGCAGGGUGCGUUUCCUGUCCUUCAUGGGUGUGGGAAAGGACGUCCACUCCUUCGCUUUCAUCAUGGCCGAGGGUCCCCGAGACUUCACCUGUCACAUGUUUUGGUGCGAGCCCAACGCUGCCAGUCUGAGUGAGGCUGUACAAGCUGCCUGCAUGCUUCGCUACCAGAAAUGUUUGGAUGCUCGUCCGCCAAGCCUGGCCUCCUGCCUGCCCACUCCUCCCGCCGACUCUGUGGCUCGCCGGGUCAAGAAGGGCGUGCAGAGUCUGCUGGGCAGCUUUAAGAGCUACAGGUCGGGCUCUCAGUCCCCAUGAGCUGGAGCCAAGAUGAUCCACAGUCCAUUAAACACAAAGGUCCAUCACCACAAUCUCACUUCUGCUCCUCCUCCGCUCAUCUUUCUGCCACACUUCUCGCCUUACGACCAUUAUCAGCUGUCUGUUCACUCGUCUAGUGUGUGGAGAAGUCUGUGAGCAGAAUUUGUGUCUGAAAAGAUUGAAUCGUUUUCCUUUUUUUUUUUUUUUUUGAAAAGCUUUUACUUUAUACAACACUUAAAAUCUGCCAUCUCUUAUCAGAAACACCCCGGCAUCUCUUCAUCUCGCUCUGCUGGGAUUCUUUCUGUGAGUCUUCAACUAUUUUUGUGUUUUAACAGAAACUAUGAUAUGAAUGUUUGAAUUGGAUGUCAUUUUACAUGAAGAUGCUACAAGAUGCAUGAACAAGAGGUCGCUAGAUUUUCUCAGAAAUGUUCUCCAUCCCCGUUUUUUUCCCUCCUUAGUGCAAUGAUCACCUGUUCCACUCCUCUUUUUUCUACUAUGUGAGAGAAGCUACUGUAACAAACUCAUCGGUCACCUCUCUCUACCACUCUAGGAUGUUAUACAAACACUGUAGGCGUCUGUGUAGUGUGCCAGCUAGUUAUACGUCCCCCAAUCCUCCUCAACGAUGUAUUUUAGUCUUCCAAAGAACUGUAUGGUCAUCUGUCACAUAGUGAGCAAACACUGAUCUGAGUGUAGUGUGUUUCUCAUUCAUUCUGCAUGAACAUUUGGAAGUUCAGUGCUCGUGUGCAAUAAUCAGAUGUUCCUGUAUGGUGUGGUGAUUAUGAGUUCACUUUAAUGAGAGUGUGUGGCUGGGGUUGAUUGUGAGGCUGACGGAACAACAGAGCCAUGUUGAAAAACUAUUAAUCUUGUGAUAGAAAUGAUAGUAAUAAAAAAAAAAUAAAAAAAGAAGUCACAAACUCUGGGGUUUUCACACAGCCGUUUACCACCGACAAAUACUAAAUCGUACUGUAGAAACUCGCCAACAAGCUGCAUGUUUUGAUAACAAAGAGUUCUCGCUGCUCGCCGCAGCUUAGCGCUUAAGAUCCAUCCGUGUAACCUGUAAAUUCUUCCUCCGUGUUACUGUAGGAGGCUGGAGUUGAUGUGUUGUUUCGUGUUUCUUAGGCAUGUCACUCUAGUUAGUGUCAGUGUGUUUACCAUUAAACUAGGCUAGCAGUAGAAAGGUAGACUUUCUGUCCGUUCCUUCAAGCUGAAAAGACGAGAGCAGGUAAAUGUUUGUAUUUACAGUUUGUGUAUAUGAACAAAUCUAGAGGCGAUUUCUUCAUGGUUUGACAUUUUUUAUGUUUUAUCCUCGGCCUCGUCUCGACACGCGUCGACACGGUCGCUCCACUUCAUGUAUUUUUUUUAUUGUUUCCAAACACUACAACGUACACUAUCAACAUGAUUUCCACAUUAUUAGCUCCUUAGAUUCCCUUUUUUUAUGAAGAUCACACUAAAUAGACCAGUUGUAUUUUAUCUCUAUGUGUCUGUCAGUGAUCAAUCCUGUAUGUAGCACAACAGUGGUAGUCAUCUCUAAGACUUGAGACACAGUUUGUAAGACUUUUGUUUUGUUUUUUUUAAAUCUCUGCAGGGCAUUUGUUCGGCCAUGUUGUCUGAAACACUGGGAGCUAAAUCCAAAUAUCCCCAGGCUGACUCACAAAGAGAUGAAAAGAAGUCUAGAAAUAAUGUGUAUUCUUUAAAAAUGAAAAUAAUUUUAGAGCGAAUCUUCACUCACGGCAACAAAAUAUUGUGAUAUAUACUUUAUAGAAACGCAAAACUAACAACACUCACUUUAUCAUACUGAUAUUUUAAAAAGCGAGACUCUUUUUUUUAAAUUUCUUUUUGAUUUUUUAAAUUGUUAGAAGUUGUGUUUUUUAAGAAAUACUAAUUUAGGUAUUGUUACUAUAUUGCAAAAAGAGAAUUCUCCUCAAACGACUGAUAAUAGGGAUUCUUAAACUUCUAAAAUAUGAAGCCACCAAUGAUAAAACUCAUGUUUGAAACAUAUGGAUCAAGUAGAAUCUCGUGUGUACAGACAAAUGUGACGGUAAGGCAGACAUCCAACCAAUAGAGUCUGUCCUGUUGUGUGAUGUCAUCGAAGGUCAACGAGAUCUGAAAGCAAAGCAGUGAUUUGUGAUGACGUUUUCCCCCCACUUACAUGUUUCUCUAAUAUUAGAAGUAAUGAAACACUAAAACUCUUACCAGCUGCUUCUUUCUAAUGUGUAAAGUGUAACACUAAAUAAAAACUAGACAACACUGACUCAUAUUACUGCCUUGUCACUUCAUGUGUCACUUUGUUGGAACUAUUUCGCUGUCUCUUGCUCCGAGUGUGCGGUGUCCAGUCCGUGGCAGAACUACAGCCAGAUGAGUCACAGAACAUUAGCAGAUUAAUUUAUUUCUGUUCAUGUAAAUUAGGUGUAUAAAAAUGUAUGUAUAUAAAAGUCACUGCACAAUAAAUGUGAACAUAUCAUA
Messenger RNA from Labrus mixtus (cuckoo wrasse), 4704 nucleotides. RefSeq names its product amyloid beta (A4) precursor protein-binding, family B, member 1 (Fe65) (gene apbb1). The record is from RefSeq and is a predicted model, not a curated record. Gene Ontology annotation, molecular function: amyloid-beta binding; transcription factor binding. The transcript is spliced from 14 exons. Gene Ontology annotation, cellular component: cytoplasm; nucleus. Gene Ontology annotation, biological process: regulation of DNA-templated transcription. Bases 157 to 2241 code for a protein of 694 amino acids. Lineage: Eukaryota; Metazoa; Chordata; Actinopteri; Labriformes; Labridae.